CUUCACUUGGCGGCACUGACUGAGGAGCAGCUGACCUGAAGCCGCGAUCUCGCACGUCCAACCACCACAGGCAAGAAGUAAAAAAAAACAGCGCAAUAAGGUUACACGAUGUAUCCUGAUAACGCUACAUCCAUGCCGCUCUUCAACUCCUCCCAGAAUGACCCUCUGGCGAAGGCUGGCGGCGCCAAAAUGGACACGCUGUCCAUCAUUUUCUACACACUCAUCAUCCUGCUGGGCAUCCCGGGAAAUUCCAUCGUGAUCUGGGUGGCAGGCUUCAAGCUCAAGCCAAACGUCCUCAACGUGUGGUUGGUCAAUCUGGCCAUCGCAGACCAUAUCUUCUGCACGACCCGAAUCUUUUCCCUGGUGAAGAAGCUCUUACUGGACGACUGGCCCUUCGGCGUCUUCAUCUGCAAGUUCAACGGCUUCUUCAAGUACGCUAACAUGUUUUGCUCCGUCUUCCUACUGGCGGUGAUCAGCGUGGACCGAGCGGUCUGCGUCUGGCGGCCGGUCUUUACCAGGCGCUACCGCACCGUGUGGGCCGCCAAGGUGGUGGCCGUGUGCGUGUGGGCGGCUGCCGUCCUCUUCAGCGCACCGUACUUCUUCUACCGCCAGAAGUGCUCGGUGAAGGACGUGCAGGACAAACACACCAAAAUGGUGCUCUACUUCAUCCGCUUCGUGUGCGGCUUCCUGGUGCCCUUCCUGGUCAUCUUCUGCUGUUACAUCUUGGCCGGGGUGGGCAUCCGGCGCACCCAGUUCUCAGGGAAGUCCCGCCCCCUGCGCAUAGCGGCCCUGCUGGUCGUCGCGUUCUUCCUGUGCUGGGCGCCGUACCACGGCCUAAUGCUGCUCAGGAUGGUGGACAGCUCCAGUCAUGUGGUGAAGGUCUGUCUCUCCACGGCGAAGGGCAUGGCCUACUUCAACAGCUGCGUCAACCCGCUCCUCUACUUCUUUGUGGGGCUGAAGUUGAGAGGGCGGUCCAGGCAGUCCCUGGAGGGGGUGUACAGGAGCGCGCUGGCCGACGACGUAGCGAGCCAAACCAAAGAAGACUCAUUGGAGGGAGGGGCCUUGGCUGAAUGCUAACGUAAUGCUUUAAAACAGAGACGUGACCUCUACUGCUAUACUUUGCUCCAAUUUUUUAACCUUAAUAUUCUGCUCAACAAGCAAACAGACCUUGAUGUGAAAUUUGCUUAAAACCAAUAAUGAAUAUUUCUCAUACUGUCGUCCCUCCCUCGGCACUUUGAAGUUUGCGGUUUUUCAAAAGAUAUUACUCUACUUUAGAAAUCAGCGCUGUUUCAGGGUUGACUACGGCCUAUUAUUUGUCAAAAAAUUUGAAAAUUUUACAUAUUUGUUGCCUAAAUCUAGCAUUUAAGCAUAAAAAUUGCCAAAUGAACUAAAAUAUGACUAUAAGGCAUCCAAAAGAUGCAUUCAAGUCAUGUAUGUUUUUGAUAUGUAGUAUCCUACACUGGUCACUAGGUGUCAGUAAUGUUACACUGACGAGACAAUAGCCUCUGCAGGAAGUAUGUGGGACUCUCCCAAAGUAUGUCUUAAUGCAGGGGUGUCCAAACUUUUAUUUAUUGAGGACCAAAUACAGAAAAAUAAAUAAAUGCAGGGGCGCACAUUAGUGGUGGCUUUUCUAACUUGCCUAUAAGUCAAUGAAUAGAUAACAGAUACUAGAUAUAUGCAUACAUCUAUUAUGCUGUCUGUCUAGCAAUAAUGCCGUACUGUUUUUUACGAUAUAAUAAUUAGUAUUUUACAAUUAUUGUUUUGUUUUUUCCAAAGGAGGAAUAUGGAACAAUAGACAAAUUGAAUUACAUAAAGUGUAUGCAUGAAAGUAUCAAAUUCAUUCAUAAUUGAUUUUAUGAAUCCAUUUACUUAAACACAUAAUUUACAUUCACCGAACCCAGAAUGUAAACAAAGAAUUGCUGACAUGUCAUCAUAAAUAAUGAGCUCAGCCUGCGGUGCUGCUCUGAUCAUGAUGGCUCUUGUAGACGUGACACUGCACAGAUAUGAACUUCCAUGCCUGUCGCCAUCUGGUGUUCAAACUCAGAAGUGCAACAGAGUUGAUCUCAAGCUUCUUGUGCGGGCCACAUUUACAGUACUUAUACAGGUAUAGUCAGAAUUCGCCGCGGGCCAAUAAAAAUUGCUGUAGUUUGGACACCCCUGUCUUAAUGGGUUAAUGAUGUUUUAAAAAAAAAACUCUUUAAAAAGGUUGUAAACAGGUUUUGUAUUCUUCAACUACGAAAAUACAGUAGAGAAUGCUUUUUCACCUCACGUUGCACAAAAAACAAUCGAUGUAAGCGAUCUCAUUUCUAAAUUAGAGAUGCACAAUAAUUAUCGGACCAUCAAUUAUCAGGCUGAAAAGAGGGAAUUAUGACAUCAUACCGAUAAAUCCAAUAACAUUAAAAAUAGCUCUGAUAACUGAUCUUUUUAAAAAAAAAAAAAAAAAGCUCCAAUGAGGCGAGGUUACUCGUCCUGUGCAGGUCAGCAAAUCAAGAGCUUUUUUUCCUCCUGCCUGUGACGUUAACUGCUCUGCGAUGAGGGGAAAAAAAAGCACACAAAAAAAUGUUAUCAGCCACCUGAAACGCCAGCGCCACGGCAUUUGAAAAAGGUUUGCCAGAGACCUCCGUGGUGUCACUUCGGCUGCUCUGAGCGUGUGCCCAAAUACAGUGCACCUUGCAAAAACAGUGUGUAUCUGCAGUAAAAACGUAUAGUGAUGUAAUUUUAAAGUGGUUGUACUUCUUUCUGCAUGGCUCACAAGCACACGCCGUCUCCAUAAGAGCAAUUUCCAUCGUGAGCGCUCAUCAUUUGGCGUGUCUGCAACGUGUCAGCAGCGAGCAGGCGGUGCCGGCCAGAGCUCCUAAGGCCGUGACCAGCUGCAGACACACGGCCUGAUCAGAAACAAGCAGAUAACACCAGAAAGAGUUGCAGUGGCAGCAAAAAAACCCAAAAAACAACAGCAGGAUGGUGAGCGCGGUGAUGGCGCCCACUGCUGUGUCCACCAGGUUGAGGUAGCCCGACACAUUGAUGCCCGAAACACCAACGCGAGCACGUGAGCCGGAGUGCGAGUCGGGGCAACUUUUUAAAAACUCCUUUCUUCACAUGCACUCUUCUUCUUCUUUGGUGCCGCUUUGCCUUUGCUUUCUUUUCUUUCUCCAAAAGCUUUCUCUUCUCUAAAAGCUUUCAGACCUAAGAGCAGCAGAUUGCCUGGACGAGAAAACGUGCUUGAAGACGGGGUAAAUACACAGAGAGCAAACGGUCGAGGUGUUUCCACCAUGCCGAUCCGACUAAAAGCCCAAAAAAUCUUUUUUCUCAAAUUUUAUAGGCGGACCAUCGUGGUGUCUCAGAUUUAUGAGACGGAAAGCACCAUCCACCAGGGCACGCACGACAUGUUAAACGCACUAUCUGGCACUUCUUAACUAGCCGUGUACUGUUUAUGUAGCCGUGAUGCAAGCACUGUUUGGAAAAAAACAGAUUUGAUUAAAAAUUGUAAAAAUCUUUCUGCGUAAUGUCUUUCUGUGCACUAAAUAUCCCAUUUUAUGCCAUGGACGCCUGCGGCUUAUAGUCCGGUGCGGCUUAUAUGUAAAAAAAUCUUUUUUUUACUCCCUAAAUUUAGUG
This is a messenger RNA of Dunckerocampus dactyliophorus (ringed pipefish), 3612 nucleotides long. Its product is annotated as C3a anaphylatoxin chemotactic receptor-like. The transcript is spliced from 3 exons. Gene Ontology annotation, biological process: complement receptor mediated signaling pathway; positive regulation of cytosolic calcium ion concentration; phospholipase C-activating G protein-coupled receptor signaling pathway. NCBI's taxonomy places the organism in Eukaryota, Metazoa, Chordata, Actinopteri, Syngnathiformes, Syngnathidae. Gene Ontology annotation, cellular component: plasma membrane. The coding region runs from base 109 to 1077 and encodes 322 amino acids. The record is from RefSeq and is a predicted model, not a curated record. Gene Ontology annotation, molecular function: complement receptor activity; G protein-coupled receptor activity.